CAUGCUACGUGUUUUUACUUUUCAUUUUACAUUAUCCACGUCCCCACCCCCACACUCCUUCCUGCCCACGCCCCACCCUGUACCAAUAUACUUUCCCAAUUCCUCUAUGUACCGACAAAGAAAACUGUAAGAGUUAAUAGAAUAUUUGGCAUCAUCGGUUCUUGGUGAUUAUUGUUAUACGAUGCCUCCUAAGGGUAGAAAUUGUCGUCGAAGUUUACCUCCUGACUUCCUUAGCAACCUUCCUGAUAAUGUAAUCGACCUCAUUUUGAUUUGUUUGCCUUGUAAAGAUGCCGUGAGAACAAGCAUCUUAUCGAGGAAAUGGAGGUAUAAUUGGUGUAGACGUACAGAGUUGAUGCUUGAUGCAUCUCCAUGGAUAUCACAGAUGGACCCUACAAUCAAAUUUACAAAUACUAUCAACCAGAUUAUGACGCUUCACGAAGGACCAGUUACUAAGUUUACCCUCGACGUUGGUUCUCUCAAAAGUUGUCCUGAUAUUGACAACUUCAUAAAUUUUCUCUUUAGGAAUGGCAUUCAACAUCUUGUUCUUCGACUUCCAUCAGUUCAAUGGGGUUACAUAUACAAAGUGCCUUCUUCACUUUUCACAUGUUUGCAGUUGAGGCAUCUAUCUCUUCAUCAUUGCUUAAUACAUCCUCCGUCGGUCCUUCAAGGGUUUCACAAGUUAAUCAGCCUGGAACUAUUUAGAAUCUCAGUUUCUUCUGAAUUGCUUGGAACUUUGAUAUCUCUUUGCCCGUUGCUUGAGCAGUUGGCGCUGGAAAUCAUAGAAGUUUUAAAUAUAAUUGAAAUUAAUGCCCCCAUGCUGAGAUCCUUUGAUUUCAAAGGCUGCAUAAGUUCUAUCUGUCUAAAGAAUGUCCCCUGUUUGGCAAAAAUAUCUCUGAUAGGUGAGGAUUCUUAUGAGGACAUGGAGAAUUUCGAUUUGGCAGAGUUUUUCGAGUCUUGUUAUGCUCUUGAGCACCUCCUCUUCAACUUCUUUAAAAGUCAGCUCCUUGAUGAUGCUCUAGAUGAAGCACCAACAAGGCUUCCCUUUGAUCUUAACCAUGUCAAACAUUUUCACCUGCCAAGAAUUGAGCUGGUGGAAUCAUAUGGGUUGUCAUGUGCUCUUUGCUUGAUAAGAAGCUUUCCAUAUUUAGAAUAUCUUGAAGUUGGGGUUUACCUUGAAGAAGAUAAUGGUAUUGUAGAAUCCCUGGAACUUGAAUGGUUCUCCAAUGUGACAUUUAAUCAUCUCAAGGAAGUUAAGUUAGAACGCUUUACAGGAACAAUGCCUGAGCUGCAGCUUAUCGAGCUUUUCUUAGCUAAGUCCCCGGUGUUGGUGAGAGUGCUAAUUGAUACAUGGCUUCUAGAUGGUGAGGAUCCUGACAUAAUGUUAAAUGCAUCAACAGAGCUAUCAAACUAUUAUCUUGCAUCACCUAAAGCAGAAAUAGUCUACAUUAAGUAGUAUAACAAAUGUCGAUGUAGUAGUAUAUAUGAUACUAUGUUUUGCCUUGCUGUAACAAGAUAGAGAGACUAGUGACAGAAUUUUUUAAGGCCAUAUGAUGGACGGUUUGGGUUGAAAGAAAUGAUAGAACUGUUGAAGGCCAUAGGAGAAAUUUACAGUCUUAAACAAAGAUGUCUUAUUUUGCUAGCUUUUUGGUGCAACCUGGUUAUUGUACAGGAUGUUCAUGUAAUUUUAGAUACAAUUUGGGAAUUUGGGAUCUGUACGAUAUGAAGCUAUGUUUUAUCGCACUGGCUUAGUGCAAGCAUUUAUAAAAUCUUUGAUUACUUAUCAAAAAAAAAAAAGAAAAAAGAAAAAGAUAGAGAGACUAGUGAACACUAUCUGUUUGGGAAAUGAGCAUUCUGGAUGGAUGAUUUGAUUAGUUUGUAUCACUCCCCUUCACCCAACUUUGUUUUA
Molecule: messenger RNA, 1906 nt
Organism: Lycium barbarum (goji berry)
Lineage: Eukaryota; Viridiplantae; Streptophyta; Magnoliopsida; Solanales; Solanaceae
Product: F-box/FBD/LRR-repeat protein At1g13570-like
Exons: 4
Coding region: 182-1453 (423 amino acids)
Molecular function (GO): protein binding
Source: RefSeq, a predicted model, not a curated record